CAGGCUCGCACCGCCCUCCCGCCAUGCCAGUCCCGGGGCUCAGCGGCCAGGCGCUGGUCCCGGCCGCUCUGGCGCUGCUACUCGUGGGCGUAGCGCUCCGAGUCUUCGAGGGCGGCGCCGGACCGCGGCCCCCCGCAGGCGAGGCAUCCCGAGACGAGCAGCGGAAGACGUCGGAGGAGCCUCGGGCGGCUGGUCCACCGUGGGGGCCACUGCCCUUGGGAGCCUUGUAUGCCGUGGGCGUCCUGGCCUUCGUGCUGCGCCGGUGUCUGCAGGGACAAGAUGAGGCCGAAGUUUCCCCAAAGGAGAAGCCCACCGAGAAGGACCUUUUGCACAGAGAAGAGCAACUGGCCCAAAAGCUAGCGAAGACAGAGCAACUUCUGGGCGGCCUGCUGGAUCAGCUGGACCCUCUCUUUGAGCGUGUGGACGCUCUGGCUGGAGCCCAGCAGGACCUGCUGACCUUAAGACUUCAGACCAUCAGCCAGCUGUUAAAGGACAAGGGGCUGGACACCACUGCAGCUUCCCAAGAGUACAACCCCCCUAUCCAUGAGGACCCGAGUGCUGAGGAAGAUGAUGGCAGUGACCUUCAGACCUGGGGUUGGGGGGAGGAACCUGAGGAGAGAGGAACUGAGGCCUGGGCUCCACAUGUCUCCUGGGACCAAUUUGGGGAAAAUGGAAAGUUGUGGGGACUCAGGAGGAGGAAAUGGAUUACAGGAAUCCAAGUCACAGACUAAGAAUGAGAUUUAGCCUCUCAGAGGUUAAGGGAAUAGUAUCAGUUUUGGAGAGCCUGGCAAGGAAUCAAAAGCUCAGAUUUGAGGAAAAAGGCUCUGUUCAAGGAGCUGAGAAGUUUUAAUAAAAAUAAAUUUUAUUCUAUUUAAAUAUA
Molecule: messenger RNA, 880 nt
Organism: Gracilinanus agilis (Agile Gracile Mouse Opossum)
Lineage: Eukaryota; Metazoa; Chordata; Mammalia; Didelphimorphia; Didelphidae
Gene: CCDC107
Product: coiled-coil domain containing 107
Exons: 6
Coding region: 24-731 (235 amino acids)
Source: RefSeq, a predicted model, not a curated record